UUCUAUUUCAGAUAUCCAAGGUUACCACUCAAUGAGUCCAUCAAAGAAAAGCUUUAAAAUUGAUCAAAAGCAGAUAAAUGCACAAAUCACUGAAGCCAAGAGGAAGCCUGGCUCAAAACCAUCAUCCAUCCCAAAACUAAAAUAUGAAUCUCAAAAGAGAGCUCUCAAUGAGUUAUUGACAACAAGGAAAGAUGUUAUUCAAAGAAAGAUUUACAGAGGGUACAAUUUUCUCCAGUUUGGAGAGCCAGACAGCAACAAUCACAAGAAGUUCUCAAUCUUCGGAGAUUCCUUAUCCGCAAUCCACGCUGCUGGGGUCAUGGCUAAAUAAGAUCAGAGACCAAUACUCUGCAAAGUAUCAAGACAAGAACAGCCAGAAGCUCAGCUUGACUAGAACGACCACGAACCUGAACCAGAAAUACAGCUCAGGUGCUUAUAAUGCUCUUAAAAAUCUUGAAAAUUACAACAGAAGUGUGAUUCAGUUCAGCUCUAACCAGUUCAAGAAGGUUCAAAUGGCAAAGAAAAUACAUAGCAAGCCCCCUAAUUUUAGUCGAAAACAGAUCAAUAUCUUGAAAUUUAAAGAUUCCAAGUUCAGCUCUGAAAAACUCCUUGAUAACCCAAGCCAGGCUGAAGAGAUGGGAAAAAUAAGAAGUAAUCCCUCUAUUAAGACUGCCAAAGCGAGGGUUUUAAGGAAAAAAAGAAUGACAGAGAUCUCCUCAGCAAAGAAAUUCAGAGAAUUUGUCUUGAAAAGCUCCUCAUCUCGAUCCGAAGAAGACAGCAAUAAGAUGGAGCUUGUUCAAAAUAAGAACGAUUUAUCUAUGUCUCCCAAGAGAUCCAAUACUUCUGAUAUGUUAAAAAGUAUAGAAUCUGAGCAAGUGCAGGCUCCAAAGGAGCCUGCACUUGCAAAUCAUUUGUGUAAUCCACAGCCUUCAUUGUUCAAGAAAAAUAAGCUCUCAGUUCUGAAAGAAGAGCCACAUCACUUUGAAAACUCAGACACCAGCUUGAGCUUCGUAUCAAAAGAUACUAAAGAGCAACUUCAAGAGUUACAUGCCACAAAAGUGAUGAACGAUGUCUUCCAAGAGAUCAAGAAAGACUUUCAGAUCACUAAUGAAAACUAUAAAGACCAAUUCAAAAAUAUCAGAAGGAAAUCAUGUGAAUGCUCAUCAUGCGGAGGCCGAAAGCUAGCCGCAAAGCUAGCCCAUAUGAUGGCGUUUGAUAAUAGCUCUGGAGACAAGCUUGAUUCAGAAAUAAUAAAUUCCUUGAUAAGCAAAGAUUCAGUCUCCAGGUCAAAAGGAGCUCAUAGUCCUCAUAAUUCAGAUUCUCAAGAAGAGAAUGGGUCAAUAUCUUCUGGGCACGAAAACUCUUCUGAACAUACAUUGAACAAAAAGACGAAUUAUAUUGAGCAGAAGAACAAGCGAUCAAAAAUAUUUAGGAAUUCCACUAACAGACAAUCAACUAUGAUGAUUAAAGUUUUAGAUGCCUCCAUUCAAAGCGAAAUUAAAGAUAUGGCAUCGACUCAAACUCUGAGCAAAUAAGAAAUCAGCCAGGCUAGAAACUAUAAACAAGAAACAUGCUGAAAGUAUUGAAGUUAAGUCAGCCUUUGGGUCAGGGUUGAUGAAGAUGGUCCUAAACCACAGUCACAUCAAAAAUCGCCUGCAUAGACUAGAGAGAAUCAAGAACAUGGCUGGUCAGCAGAGAAGCUCUAAAGCAUCAAAGCAGUAUAUUAACAAGAUCAAGCAGAAUAUCAAGAAGACAAGGCUUGAGAACAUCAAAAGUAUGCAGAAAAUGGCUGGAAACGAGGACCAAAGCAGAGAUGUUGCUCCUGAAAACUCAUUUUCUCCUGUUCAUAGCAAGAAAGGAAAUCUGAAGAGAAUCCAAGGAGAGAGGAAAGCCUCAUUAAGUAAUUCCAAAGACCUUAAGAGGUUCCUCUCCAGUCAAUCAUUCAUGGGAAAUGGGAAAGAUAAACUCUCUUUCAACAACAGCAGGAAGUUCCUUAAGAUGCCAACUAUGCAGAUGUACGAUGACUCUAGCCCAUUGGAUCAUAAUUUACAAAGGAUGAACAGCAUCCAGUCAUCCAAAGAGUUCAAAGCGUAUUAUACAAAUAAAACUUCCAUGGAUCCGAAUGAAAGGAACAGCACUUCUUCCAGAUACAUAGACCCAAGCUCUCCAGAAACGAUUAAGGAGUUGUCAGAGUCUCAAGCUUCAAAGGAAUAUUUCUAUGAGCCAAAGAAAGGCCAAAAGCAUUCUCAGCCACUGCCAAAGCCAACCAACCAUCUGAAGAUGACUUCGAAGCAAAAGACCCAAGAAACUCAAAAUAGUAAAGCUAUUCGUAGAAAACCUAAGGAGGAAACCAAACAGUUGAAAGAAUCUGUCAAAAUUAAAGCUCUCCAGUCCCCUAUCCGUACAUCCCGCAACCCCCGCAACCCCUCUAUCCCCAAAACCACCCUUCAACCCCCUCUCCACUCCAGUCAUCCCAAAAACCUCGCUUUCCCCAAAAUCCCCAAAAUUCCCAAAAUCCAAAGUCGACACUUUUCUCCAAAACCCACUUUGCUCCCGUACAAAACGAAAAGUCCGAAUCUUCCUCGGCCAUAUCGAACUACAAAGUCUCCACCACCGAUGCACCCGUACUUAAGGAGGAAGUCGAAUCCCAGUCAUAAGCUGGUGAGCUUUUCGCCAAGAAGAGGAUUCCUUCCAGUACAGUCUUCAUGAAGCCCAAGACUAGGCUAGUCCUGACUGGA
Molecule: messenger RNA, 2735 nt
Organism: Moneuplotes crassus
Lineage: Eukaryota; Ciliophora; Spirotrichea; Euplotida; Euplotidae
Source: the annotation of a GenBank genome assembly